AUGUUGACGCAAGAAGUGAUUGUCAAAGAGGAACCAAUGGGGAAAAGGAACAAGAAGCUACUCUUUGCUGAUGAUCGCGGGGACCCACUAAAAUUCUACGUGACGCGUGGACUACAUCGCGAGCGUAUCAGGAAGCUAAUUGAGGAACAUGGAGGUCAGGUCGUAGAUGUUGCUGGGUCAGAUUGCUUCAUGAAGCUGGGAGAACCUGGGAUACGAACCGCUACCAUAGACCUCUACUCCUCAGAAUAUGUAGAGGAUUCUGUGCAGACUGGACAAUUGCUCGGUCGCUCACCGUAUGCGUUGUCCUUGAACGGCCUUCCUCCUGGUAACCGGACAAGUCGCGAACCUUUCACCCAAAAAGACAAGUUGCAUCUGAGGAAUCACAUUGAAGGGCACAUCAAAGCUGGAAAGCUAUUCGGAAAUGAAAUAUAUAAGGAAUUUGCUUCUUUGUUCCCUCACCACUCUUGGCAAUCCUGGAGGGACCACGCUGUUAAGCAUAUCUUGCCUACACUUCCAGCGGCCAAGAAAAUCGACAAGCGGGCGGAGCGAAUCCGAAAUCCUGGCCAAAGCCCAGUCGAUGCUGAACAGUCUACUACAACAAGUCGAGAUUCGGGCAGGCGGUCGGACCACUUUUCAAAGUACGAACGUGAGGUAUUGGAAGAGCUUUUGAGGAUAUCACGCGAAAAGGACCGCGAGCUAGUGUACAGUGCCUUGGCAGAGCAGUUCACUGCCCAUUCCCAAGCCUCAUGGAAACACUACGCAGAAGAGGAAGUUAUCCCUAACAUGGAGGACGAAGGUGCGCUCUUGGAAACAGGCACAGAUGCACCACCACCGUCACGUCUCAAGGGUGUUCGUCGCGAAUUCUCGGAGCGUGAUAAAGCGCUGAUUAGGAAAAUCACGCGCAACAGGUUGGGAGACGCAGGUAUCAAAGGUAAAAACUUUUGGGUCGAGUUUGGCUUGAUGCACUCCCAGCACAGCGCAGAUAGUUGGCGAGGGCAUGCUACCAAAGUAAUAAUGCCCGUUCUAAUGGCUGCCCAGAAGAUCUUGCAAAACGUGAGAAAGAAAAGCACCGCUGAGGCAGUAAACGAAAAUGAUGCAAAUGCCGGAAUAUUACCUGGUGCACCGCAAUCGAAGCAGCUUGAGGACACAGAAGUUAGCGAUGUGGAGUAUUGGUCGCAGGAAACGGAAACUCCGGACGACGCAAAGGAAAAUGACACUGGGAUGUGGAUGACGCAGCCUCAGAGUGCUCCAUCUGUAGAUGAAGAGCAAGAAGAGGGAGAGGGACAAGCGGAGGAACGAGACGCAGAAGAGGAAGAGGAGGGAGAGGGACAAGCGGAGGAACGGGAAGCAGAAGAGGAAGAGGACACUCCAUGGCAAACUCAAGCGCCAAUCGGUGACACUCAGGAUCAUGAACGUGGGCAGUCGUCUGAGGAAGAACUGGCAAUCGCCACACAAGCAAGUCCGCUGGGCAGGAACACUAGUGACUUUUCCGAAAAGGCCACAUCGCAAAGUCCGCGCCGACCAAAGCUACGAAACAGUCCAUCCAAGACACAAUCGUCACAAGCCCAAGCUACGUCGCCCCAUCCAUCGCCUCGGAAACAAUUGUUGUCCUCCCCUCAAGACCCCAAUACCCAGCCUGCAUCACAAACCCGAAGAAGCAUCUCGAGGAACAUAAGUAGAGAAGUUGAAAGUCCGCAUCUGAUGGACCGAGAUGAGGCUCCACCGACUGUGGAAAUGGUGGGCUCAACAGAGGAAGAAUUGGACAGUUUACUUGAGGAACAGGCAAGGCUAUCCCAAAAGCACGCACAAUUGGAGGAGAUGGCAUCUUCUGCGAAAGGAGUCGCCGCAGAUGAAGAGGGCGGAACAGAAGAAGCACCCAUGGACGUGGACAAUUCUGACACUCAAUACCUGACAGCACCUGAGGGGAGGACAGACGAGAAUCCCUUUUUAGCGUCGCCGACAAGUUCGCGGGUCAUCAAAAAGAAGGCAGUUCCACUGCCCGAACCUAGCCAAAAAUCCCCGCCUGCAACAAUACCCCAUGUGGUCCUAACUCCAGCACCCCACCAUGAAGUUGCGGAAUCGGUAAAGACGCAGUAUUAUAAUCUAUUCGAUAAACUCUGCAACGACUACUCAUCUGAAGGCUUCACCCGUCAUCAAUGCCUGGGGGCGGUUCACAUGUCGGGCGGAGUAAUCGGAAGAGCGCGAAAGCUCCUAGAUGCUGGGUUGGAUGUAGCGAAACUGAGCUCCAAAAUUCGACGCCAUAUCUUUACAUCGGAUGAAGAUGCAACAUUGCUUGGAAAUGAUGAGCAGGCUAUUGAAUCCCUCAAAAAGGUUAAAGGCAGGGAGGUCAUUUCUCACCGAAUGCGAUUUUUGCAUCAGUGGUCUGCGUUACAUGUGGGCGGUAGUCAAUAAUAUUUCAGGGAGUUUCGGCAUCUAUGUUCAGCACCAUGUUUAUGCUGAUGAGCUUGGUAUAUAUCGUUGUGUUCCCACAUCAGUAGAUGUGAUGAGCACAACAUCUCCCUCAAUCCCCCAUCUUUCUAUAUCCUCUCUAUCAAAUUAGUCUCCACUAUCUCCACAAUGAUUUUCAAAUCACAUCCUUCUAAAGUAAUCUAAGUGCAUCUCACUACAUAAUAACAUGUUUCCAGCUAUAUGACA
This is a messenger RNA of Spizellomyces punctatus DAOM BR117, 2655 nucleotides long. RefSeq lists its product as uncharacterized. The record is from RefSeq and is a predicted model, not a curated record. NCBI's taxonomy places the organism in Eukaryota, Fungi, Chytridiomycota, Chytridiomycetes, Spizellomycetales, Spizellomycetaceae. Gene Ontology annotation, molecular function: telomeric repeat DNA binding. The transcript is spliced from 6 exons. Gene Ontology annotation, cellular component: shelterin complex. Gene Ontology annotation, biological process: regulation of DNA-templated transcription; telomere maintenance via telomere lengthening. Bases 1 to 2412 code for a protein of 803 amino acids.